Molecule: messenger RNA, 4863 nt
Organism: Columba livia (rock pigeon)
Lineage: Eukaryota; Metazoa; Chordata; Aves; Columbiformes; Columbidae
Gene: LBR
Product: lamin B receptor
Exons: 14
Coding region: 258-2084 (608 amino acids)
Biological process (GO): cholesterol biosynthetic process
Cellular component (GO): nuclear inner membrane
Molecular function (GO): Delta14-sterol reductase activity
Source: RefSeq, a predicted model, not a curated record
GGAGGACCGCGCCAUCGCGCGACAACCAAUAGGAUGCGGCCACCCACUAUUCAAACGGCGCGUCCCAGCCAAUAGACGCCGUCGACGGGCGGGAGAGGGCGGGGCGAAGGGGCGGACCGUUGCGCGCCGUAACCGUCGCUCAGGGCGGUUGUUUCCCUCAGCGGAGAGCGCGGCGCUCGGGCCUGGCUCCCGCCACUCCGCGGAAGCGCCUCCUGCCCGGCCCGGUGAGGGCGGGCGCCAGAGAUUCCUUUUGGAAAAUGCCAAGCCGGAAGUUUGCUGAUGGCGAGGUGGUGAUGGGCCGUUGGCCCGGCAGUGUCUUGUACUAUGAAGUACAAGUGACUAAUUAUGAUGAUGUUUCUCAUCUUUAUACCGUUAAGUACAAAGAUGGGACUGAACUUGCAUUGAAAGAAAGUGAUAUAAGGUCACAGUCAUCAUUCAAGCACAGGAAGAGCCAGUCCUCUUCAAGUUCUCCCUCCAGAAGAAGUACUAGCAGAUCUCGAUCUAGAUCUCCUGGUCGGCCAGGAAAAGGCAGACGUCGUUCUUCUUCACAAAGCAGAGAACACAGAGAUGACAAAAAGAAAGUCAUUCAGGAAACCAGCUUAGAUCUACUGAAACCGAGUGAGAAUAACACCAGAAGGUACAAUGGUGAACCUGACAGUACGGAAAGAAAUGACACAUCCCGUGUGAUCUCAGAGCAAAAGUUGAAACCAGACCUGCAAAUAGAGCGUGUGAUUGAACAGUACAGUUUGCGUCCAAGAAAAGAAGAAAAGAAAAAAGAAGAGGUAUAUUCAGAGAAAAAGGUUUUUGAGACAAUAAAAACAAUUGAGAAAGCAUCAUCAAAAACAAAGGACCUGGAGUUUGGUGGAAGAAUUGGCACAUUCACACUGAUAUUUUUCCUGCCUGCUGCUGUAUUCUACUUGCUGUUGAUGUGCAAACAAGAUGACCCUAGUCUGAUGAACUUCCCUCCUCCUCUCCCACCACUUGAAAGUCUCUGGGAGGCCAGGGUGUUUGGUGUUUUUCUUCUGUGGUUUUUCUUGCAAGCUCUGUUUUACUUACUGCCAGUUGGAAAGGUUGUAGAAGGACUGCCUCUUUCAAAUGGAAGGAAACUGCAUUACCGGAUAAAUGGGUUUUAUGCUUUUGUUUUGACUGCUGCAGUUAUUGGAACUUUAUUAUACUUUCAAUUUGAGCUUCAUUAUUUGUAUGAUCACUUCAUGCAGUUUGCAGUGUCAGCUGCAGCUUUUUCUAUGGUGUUGAGCAUUUAUCUGUAUAUUCGGUCCCUGAAAGCACCCCAGGAAGAACUAGCACCUGGUGGAAAUUCUGGGUAUUUUAUUUAUGAUUUUUUUACUGGACAUGAAUUAAACCCACGUAUUGGCAGUUUUGACCUCAAAUACUUCUGUGAGUUGCGUCCAGGAUUAAUAGGCUGGGUUGUUAUAAACUUGGCGAUGCUCUUGGCUGAAAUGAAGAUACACAAUCAAAGUACGCCGUCUCUGUCCAUGAUACUCGUCAACAGCUUUCAGCUUCUGUACGUGGUGGAUGCUCUUUGGAAUGAGGAAGCUGUUUUGACUACAAUGGAUAUUACCCAUGAUGGCUUUGGAUUCAUGCUAGCAUUCGGUGAUUUGGUGUGGGUUCCGUUUGUCUACAGUCUCCAGGCCUUCUAUUUAGUUGGUCAUCCUACUGCAAUUUCUUGGCCUGUUGCUGCUGCAAUUACUAUUCUGAACUGUAUUGGAUAUUACAUAUUCCGUAGUGCAAAUUCUCAGAAAAAUAAUUUCCGAAGGAAUCCAGGAGAUCCCAAAUUGGCCUACCUCAAAUUUAUACCCACUGCAACUGGAAAAGGGCUUCUUGUCACCGGUUGGUGGGGUUUUGUUCGUCACCCUAAUUAUCUUGGCGACAUCAUCAUGGCUCUCGCAUGGUCCCUACCCUGUGGUUUUAAUCACAUUUUACCGUAUUUCUACGUGAUAUAUUUCAUCUGCUUGCUUGUUCAUAGAGAAGCUCGUGAUGAACAUCAUUGUAAGCAAAAGUAUGGCUUGGCAUGGGAAAGGUAUUGCCAGCGUGUACCAUACCGCAUAUUUCCUUACAUCUACUAGAGCACUCCAGAUGCCUGACUUGCAAAUUACUUCUAAAGUUAGUUUCUUUGCGAAUAAAAAUAUACCUCUUACCGUUGCACUUGAUCUAUCUGCUAUUUAGGCUUUUUUUAAAAAAAGUGACGAAACAGUGGAGUGCAUCAACAGGUAUUUACAAGUAAUCUUAAGUAUGUGAAUUAUGUGAACUGACUGUUGCUUCAGUUUUUAAAAAAUUGUGAAUUUUAAGAAGUCUUGGAGCCCUAAUUUUUCAAGUGAAAUUUUAUCUAGAAUCCUGAGUUUACAUUUUUUAUUGCAUUUAAUUAAGCACUGUGAUGUAAAGUAUAUUAUUUUCUUAAUACAAUAAAUGCAGAAGUUCCGUGCAGUUAAUUUUUUGUGUUACUUGUACCAUCUAACUUCAGAUGUCUGACUCAUUUGCCCAGAUUGAAGGAGCAGCAGGGUCUUUCUGGUCAGUGGUGCUGGAAGCAGAGGAUUUGACCCUCGUGAGGGCCUAGAGUGGGCACAGCUCAUCUGGGUGGUUGUCCAUCUCCUGGCUUCUCAUUCAUGGGAUAUGGGUUUUUUUUGGUCAGGGAGACUCGGGUGGCCACUCUCACCCUCCAGGUGCAGGAGGGAUAAAGGGAUGGGAUCGGGAGGACAAGUGAAAGGGAACGACUGUCCCCUCCCAUCCCAUCCCCACAUGUUUGAGGCAGUUUAAGCCCAGACCAAGGGGGACUCCAAGCUGCUGCCUGGCAGUGCCCCUGACCCUAGAGAGAAGCCACACUUCUGGCUCAGGCUCCUGAAGGUAGAUGAUACAAACACUUGUUUCAGCUGUGGGCAGAGCUGUGGUAGUGAACUGUAGUCCUGCAUCGAGCGUUGAACAUGAGGUAGUAAAAGGUGCAGCAUAUGCGUAUUUGGCAGAAAAUAAUAAAACGUCCACAGUUGGCUUAUUCUGAUCUUUGUAAAUUAUGGCUUGAUGUACCAUAGCAUUUACCAGGUGUGUAUAAUAAAGCUUCCAAUUUUUUGCUGUACAGUGUUUGGAUUUGAAAAUCAUAGAAUUGGAGAAUGGUUUGGGUUGGAAGGGACCUUAAAGACCAUCUAGUUCCAACCCCCCUGCCAUGGGCAGGGACACCUUCUGCCUCAAAGCCCCGUCCAACCUGGCCUUGAACACUUGCAGGGAUGGGGCAUCCACAGCUUCUCUGGGCAGCCUGUGCCAGUGCCUCACCACCCUCAUGGGGAAGAAUUGCUUCUUUAUAUCUAAUCUAAAUCUCCCCUCUUUCAGUUUAAAGCCACUGCCCCUUGUCCUGUCACUACAUGCUCUUGGAAAAAGUAUCUCCAGCUUUCUUGUAGGUCCCCUUUAGGUACUGGAAGGCUGCUAGAAGGUCUCUCCAGAGCCCUCUCCAGGCUGAACAACCCCAACCUCUCAGCCCGUCUUCAUAGGAGAGGCGCUCCAGCCCUCUGAUCAUCUUGGUGGCCUUCUCUGGACUCGCUCCAACAGGUCCAUGUCCUUUAUGCGAUAGCUUUUUUUUUUAGAAACAGGAGAAAACAUUAACUAAAAGCAUUUCCAGUAAUUUUUUUAAAAAAUGUUAAUCGGAUAAAGAUUUUUGUAAAUUAAUGUAUUAAUUCUUGAAACAAUUGAAGUGUUCAUUAAAAUAUUUGUAUUGACAGAUAUGCUAUAAAAAUGUAGGAAAUGCUCCUCAAUCCAAAGUCGUGGGUUUUUUUUAAUUUGGCAUUGCUACCUCAUAUGUAGGUUUUGCCUUUUGUACUGUUGCAGAUAGAGAAAAUAGCUAUUUUUUUGCUAUUGCUAUUUAAAACAACAUUUUUUACAUGAGCCUGUGGUUAAGCUCGACCACUUUCUAAUAUAUUUUUGUAUAUAUUUGACUUUUUAACUAAUGUAUGUGUUCCAGUCACUAGUUGUGUUCUUUGUCUAACUGGCUGUAAAUCAGAUGCCUUUGCAGUAUGUACUUCAUAAGUAGAAUAAUUUUAUACUUUACUGAAAAAAUCUUGCAUUAAUUAACUAACUUCUGUUGUCACAGCUGAUAGCUUUUCACAUAUUUCAUACGUGAGGUUUAUAGCACAAAUUGUCCAAAAAAGCUUCUUAGUUUCUUAAAUAGUGCAGGUGCCUUUACACCUGGCUUGCAGGAAGGUUCCUAAUAAAUCAGAAUGUUGCCAUUAUUCAUCAGUUAUAUUCAAUUCUUUAAAAAUGUUGAUAUAAUUGAAAUCUAGCAUGUGAUUUUUUUUUGUUUUUAAUAAAAGAACCCUCUAUUUUGUACACAGGCAUUUUUUGAAAGAUAAUUGUACAUUUGUGUAUAUAAUGUAGCUUGAUUGUGAUAGUUUCCUCUGAAAAUCUGUAUGUUGGUGUUGUAAGGAAAUUGUUUUAAGACAAGUACUUUUGUUCCUCGAAGAAAACAACAGUGCCUGUAACAACGUGCAAGAGCACGCACUUGUAUGAUGUAGCAGAUUAAACUGGGAUACUUUUUCAGUGGUUGGUCCAUGGAUAAAUGGGAAAUAGGUCAAUUGUUGAAGUGCACCAGUUCACAGCUGGUGUUUUCAGAUAUGCUGAGGUGGGGGAACAGUUAUAACUCCCCAGCCUAUCAACUCGGAGAUGCUCCAGCCGUCCCAGUUUUGUCUGUUGCCAUGCAAGUUUGUUAAAAUGUAAUUCAGAGCCCUUGUCUUUCAGAAACAGAUCUUGACCAGUGAUAACUUCAGUUUAUUUACAUGCUGAGUUUUCUGUGAAUUUGAUUUUUGAAGUAAUUGUUUUUAAUACAAACACGCCUAUAAACUAAAAUAAAGCUUCUGCUUAAAAGUA